UACAUGAUUUCACUGGCUUAACAUGAUCUCAAUCGCAUACCAAAGUGACACUAAGGGAUUAUUACUAAAAAUCACUGAGAUUUCACAAUGCUGAGAUUGUUUAUUUAAGUGACAUUGACAUGGAAUAUUUUUUCAUUUCUGGUAUUCAAUCUCUAACGGAUCAUUAGCUUGUGUUACUCGCAAACAGCACUCUGGCUUUUGUACGUUACAUCUCUGCUACUUUGAAAUCUAGUUGACAGGAUAGUGCGUAAUAUUAAAAUUUCAUCUACCUCUUUUAUAGGCUAUAUGAUUGUUAAAUAAUCUGUCACAAUUUUCAUUAUAUUUUGCUGUAUAAUGCGGAGUUAUUCAUCAUGAGUUGCUGAUCUUAUAAAUAAAUCAUGACAUCCAUAUGAAGUACCGGUAGUCAAAAUAUUGUGGUCGGUAUCACUAAUUUUGGUUAGUAUUUUGCCUUGGGCAAAGGUAUAUGAUGUAGCUGAUAGUAUCACCAUGACAUUGUACAUUUUUGUAUGUACAUAUAUAUCUUGUGAGUGGCAUAGGUAUAGUCAAACAACAAGCUAUCAAAUAUGGAAGGAAAACUUGUGAUUGUGAUUUUAUGUUGCAUCUUCAAAGCCUCAGCAAAUGGAGGAAAACAGAGUAACGGUGGUUUAAAAGUCAGUGUCACAACUACCACUGUUCCACUACCAGUUUGUAUCAAGUAUUCAACUGGUGCAUAUCUGACAAACGGACAUCGAGUCUACUUUCAAACUGCUAAAGUUGUUAAUGGUUCUGAUACAAAACUUCCAAUUCUACUUCUCCAUGGAGCUGCUUUCUCGUCACAGACUUGGAGAAAAUUAGGAACAUUACGGUUCUUGGCAAAAAAUGGCUACAAUCCUAUUGCUGUUGAUCUACCAGGAUUUGGACGCACAAAAGGCUAUUUUCGAGGAGACACUGAUGAUUUUAUGGAUGAACUUAUUGCUAAUAUUGGAAUUGAAAGACCUAUUCUUGUCAGCCCAUCAAUGAGUGGCCGCUACUCAAUACCUUAUGUGCUUAAUCAUUCUUCUAAACUGAGGGGAUAUAUCCCAAUAGCGCCUUCUAAUUAUGGCGGAACAAAAGAAAAAUUUCAGAAAAUUAUUUUACCAGCAUUGAUUGUUUAUGGCUCGAGGGAUACUUGGGGCAAAAGAACUAGUGAAGUUAUAGCGAAUAUACCUGGUAGCAAAAUAAAAGUCAUCCCUAAUGGUAGUCAUCCCGCAUAUCUUGACAAUCCUAAUUUAUUUCAUAGAUUUGUCAAAACGUUUCUUGAUCAGAUUUAUGCAACAGAAAUGGCAUCAAUGCAAUCGAAUAGAAAUUCCAGUGCUCUUAAUAGCACAACUUCUUCUGCCAUUUUAUCUACUGGUACUUCUGUUCCAAAUACUACAGUGGCAUCUCUACCCGAUGACUCAAUGUGAAAUUUGUGUUUCAGUUUUUGACUUUUUUGUUUGUGACGAAUAAAAUAUAUGGAAAUCAUCAGA
This is a messenger RNA of Styela clava, 1487 nucleotides long. RefSeq names its product putative protein-lysine deacylase ABHD14B. Lineage: Eukaryota; Metazoa; Chordata; Ascidiacea; Stolidobranchia; Styelidae. Gene Ontology annotation, cellular component: cytoplasm. The record is from RefSeq and is a predicted model, not a curated record.